Messenger RNA from Homalodisca vitripennis (glassy-winged sharpshooter), 34912 nucleotides. RefSeq lists its product as uncharacterized. The record is from RefSeq and is a predicted model, not a curated record. Lineage: Eukaryota; Metazoa; Arthropoda; Insecta; Hemiptera; Cicadellidae. The transcript is spliced from 11 exons. The coding region runs from base 1 to 33369 and encodes 11122 amino acids.
AUGAGCCUGUAUACUAAGUUAGAAGAUAAACUCAUCACAACUGAAACUCAGUUGGAGAUUGAGCGAGUAGAAGCCGUAGUAACGGAAAUAACAAAAGCAGAGGAAGAGACAGUAGUAGUGGACGAUGUGGCUAAAGUUACAUCAGUCAGUGAAAUCGAUGAGGUUGAACCAGUCGAUGAGGAAAUCACAAAGGCAGAGGUUACAACUGUCUUGGAAGAGAAACCGCUUUUACCAGUCGUCAGUGAUCAUACAGAAACCGUAGUUGAAGACGUUUCAAAAACAUCCGAUGUGAGCACGUUAGAAGAGAAACUCAUCGUAUCAGAAACACCGGAGAUAGAGCGCGUUGAACCCGUAGUUACGGAAAUAACAAAAGCGGAGGAUGAGGUAUUAUUAGAGGAUGAUCUGGCUAAAGUGACAUCGGUUAGUGAAACCGAUCGGGUGGAACCAGUGGAUAAGGAAAUUGCUAAGGCAGAGGAUGGAAGUGUAUCUCGAGAGAAAACGGGUUUGCCAGAAUCCCCUGCAGAAAUAAAACAUGUAGAACUUGAGAUUGAGAAAAUUACAGACACUGAUGGCGAGACUGUGUUGGAAGAGGAACCCUCCGAUGAUAAAGUUUCUGAUCAGGUAGAAACUGUAGCCGAGGACGUUUCAAAAAUAGCCGAAGUUAUUAAGUUAGAAGAGAAAAUCAUCACAAAAGACACAACGGAGAUUGAGCGUGUUACACCGGUAGUUCCAGAAAUAACAAAGACGGAGGGAGAGACUGUAUCAGACGAUGAUGUGGCUGCAGUAAAAACAGUUACUGACAUCGCUGAUGUAGAACCUAUCGAUGAGGAAAUUACAAAGGCUGAAGUAGAUAUUAUUUUGGAAGGGAAACCGGUCAUUGCAGAAACUCCAUUAGAAAUAACGCAUAUUGUAACUGAAGUUAAAGAAAUUACAGUGACUCACGAUGAGCCUGUGUUGGAAAAAGAACCCUCUGAAACUAAACCUGCUUCUGAAAUUACUCAUGCACAAUUGGUGACUGAAAAAAUAAUAAAGACGGCCGAAGAUACUAAGUUAGAAGAUAAACUCAUCACAACUGAAACUCAGUUGGAGAUUGAGCGAGUAGAAGCCGUAGUAACGGAAAUAACAAAAGCAGAGGAAGAGACAGUAGUAGUGGACGAUGUGGCUAAAGUUACAUCAGUCAGUGAAAUCGAUGAGGUUGAACCAGUCGAUGAGGAAAUCACAAAGGCAGAGGUUACAACUGUCUUGGAAGAGAAACCGCUUUUACCAGUCGUCAGUGAUCAUACAGAAACCGUAGUUGAACACGUUACAAAAACAUCCGAAGUGAGCACGUUAGAAGAGAAACUCAUCGUAUCAGAAACACCGGAGAUAGAGCGCGUUGAACCCGUAGUUACGGAAAUAACAAAAGCGGAGGAUGAGGUAUUAUUAGAGGAUGAUCUGGCUAAAGUGACAUCGGUUAGUGAAACCGAUCGGGUAGAACCAGUGGAUAAGGAAAUUGCUAAGGCAGAGGAUGGAAGUGUAUCUCAAGAGAAAACGGGUUUGCCAGAAUCCCCUGCAGAAAUAAAACAUGUAGAUCUUGAGAUUGAGAAAAUUACAGACACUGAUGUCGAGGCUGUGUUGGAAGAGGAACCCUCCGAUGAUAAAGUUUCUGAUCAGGUAAGAAAAACUGUAGCCGAGGACGUUUCAAAAAUAGCCGAAGUUAUUAAGUUAGAAGAGAAAAUCAUCACAAAAGACACAACGGAGAUUGAGCGUGUUACACCGGCUGUGUUGGAAGAGGAACCCUCCGAUGAUAAAGUUUCUGAUCAGGUAGAAACUGUAGCCGAGGACGUUUCAAAAAUAGCCGAAGUUAUUAAGUUAGAAGAGAAAAUCAUCACAAAAGACACAACGGAGAUUGAGCGUGUUACACCGGCUGUGUUGGAAGAGGAACCCUCCGAUGAUAAAGUUUCUGAUCAGGUAGAAACUGUAGCCGAGGACGUUUCAAAAAUAGCCGAAGUUAUUAAGUUAGAAGAAGAGAAAAUCAUCACAAAAGACACAACGGAGAUUGAGCGUGUUACAACCGGUAGUUUCAGAAAUAACAAAGACGGAGGAGAGACUGUAUCAGACGAUGAGUGUGGCUGCAAGGAUGAUCUGGCUAAAGUGACAUCGGUUAGUGAAACCGAUCGGGUACUAGAACCAGUGGAUAAGGAAAUUGCUAAGGCAGAGGAUGGAAGUGUAUCUCAAGAGAAAACGGGUUUGCCAGAAUCCCCUGCAGAAAUAAAACAUGUAGAUCUUGAGAUUGAGAAAAUUACAGACACUGAUGUCGAGGCUGUGUUGGAAGAGGAACCCUCCGAUGAUAAAGUUUCUGAUCAGGUAGAAACUGUAGCCGAGGACGUUUCAAAAAUAGCCGAAGUUAUUAAGUUAGAAGAGAAAAUCAUCACAAAAGACACAACGGAGAUUGAGCGUGUUACACCGGUAGUUUCAGAAAUAACAAAGACGGAGGGAGAGACUGUAUCAGACGAUGAUGUGGCUGCAGUAAAAACAGUUACUGACAUCGCUGAUGUAGAACCUAUCGAUGAGGAAAUUACAAAGGCUGAAGUAGAUAUUAUUUUGGAAGGGAAACCGGUCAUUGCAGAAACUCCAUUAGAAAUAACGCAUAUUGUAACUGAAGUUAAAGAAAUUACAGUGACUCACGAUGAGCCUGUGUUGGAAAAAGAACCCUCUGAAACUAAACCUGCUUCUGAAAUUACUCAUGCACAAUUGGUGACUGAAAAAAUAAUAAAGACGGCCGAAGAUACUAAGUUAGAAGAUAAACUCAUCACAACUGAAACUCAGUUGGAGAUUGAGCGAGUAGAAGCCGUAGUAACGGAAAUAACAAAAGCAGAGGAAGAGACAGUAGUAGUGGACGAUGUGGCUAAAGUUACAUCAGUCAGUGAAAUCGAUGAGGUUGAACCAGUCGAUGAGGAAAUCACAAAGGCAGAGGUUACAACUGUCUUGGAAGAGAAACCGCUUUUACCAGUCGUCAGUGAUCAUACAGAAACCGUAGUUGAACACGUUACAAAAACAUCCGAAGUGAGCACGUUAGAAGAGAAACUCAUCGUAUCAGAAACACCGGAGAUAGAGCGCGUUGAACCCGUAGUUACGGAAAUAACAAAAGCGGAGGAUGAGGUAUUAUUAGAGGAUGAUCUGGCUAAAGUGACAUCGGUUAGUGAAACCGAUCGGGUAGAACCAGUGGAUAAGGAAAUUGCUAAGGCAGAGGAUGGAAGUGUAUCUCAAGAGAAAACGGGUUUGCCAGAAUCCCCUGCAGAAAUAAAACAUGUAGAUCUUGAGAUUGAGAAAAUUACAGACACUGAUGUCGAGGCUGUGUUGGAAGAGGAACCCUCCGAUGAUAAAGUUUCUGAUCAGGUAGAAACUGUAGCCGAGGACGUUUCAAAAAUAGCCGAAGUUAUUAAGUUAGAAGAGAAAAUCAUCACAAAAGACACAACGGAGAUUGAGCGUGUUACACCGGUAGUUUCAGAAAUAACAAAGACGGAGGGAGAGACUGUAUCAGACGAUGAUGUGGCUGCAGUAAAAACAGUUACUGACAUCGCUGAUGUAGAACCUAUCGAUGAGGAAAUUACAAAGGCUGAAGUAGAUAUUAUUUUGGAAGGGAAACCGGUCAUUGCAGAAACUCCAUUAGAAAUAACGCAUAUUGUAACUGAAGUUAAAGAAAUUACAGUGACUCACGAUGAGCCUGUGUUGGAAAAAGAACCCUCUGAAACUAAACCUGCUUCUGAAAUUACUCAUGCACAAUUGGUGACUGAAAAAAUAAUAAAGACGGCCGAAGAUACUAAGUUAGAAGAUAAACUCAUCACAACUGAAACUCAGUUGGAGAUUGAGCGAGUAGAAGCCGUAGUAACGGAAAUAACAAAAGCAGAGGAAGAGACAGUAGUAGUGGACGAUGUGGCUAAAGUUACAUCAGUCAGUGAAAUCGAUGAGGUUGAACCAGUCGAUGAGGAAAUCACAAAGGCAGAGGUUACAACUGUCUUGGAAGAGAAACCGCUUUUACCAGUCGUCAGUGAUCAUACAGAAACCGUAGUUGAACACGUUACAAAAACAUCCGAAGUGAGCACGUUAGAAGAGAAACUCAUCGUAUCAGAAACACCGGAGAUAGAGCGCGUUGAACCCGUAGUUACGGAAAUAACAAAAGCGGAGGAUGAGGUAUUAUUAGAGGAUGAUCUGGCUAAAGUGACAUCGGUUAGUGAAACCGAUCGGGUAGAACCAGUGGAUAAGGAAAUUGCUAAGGCAGAGGAUGGAAGUGUAUCUCAAGAGAAAACGGGUUUGCCAGAAUCCCCUGCAGAAAUAAAACAUGUAGAUCUUGAGAUUGAGAAAAUUACAGACACUGAUGUCGAGGCUGUGUUGGAAGAGGAACCCUCCGAUGAUAAAGUUUCUGAUCAGGUAGAAACUGUAGCCGAGGACGUUUCAAAAAUAGCCGAAGUUAUUAAGUUAGAAGAGAAAAUCAUCACAAAAGACACAACGGAGAUUGAGCGUGUUACACCGGUAGUUUCAGAAAUAACAAAGACGGAGGGAGAGACUGUAUCAGACGAUGAUGUGGCUGCAGUAAAAACAGUUACUGACAUCGCUGAUGUAGAACCUAUCGAUGAGGAAAUUACAAAGGCUGAAGUAGAUAUUAUUUUGGAAGGGAAACCGGUCAUUGCAGAAACUCCAUUAGAAAUAACGCAUAUUGUAACUGAAGUUAAAGAAAUUACAGUGACUCACGAUGAGCCUGUGUUGGAAAAAGAACCCUCUGAAACUAAACCUGCUUCUGAAAUUACUCAUGCACAAUUGGUGACUGAAAAAAUAAUAAAGACGGCCGAAGAUACUAAGUUAGAAGAUAAACUCAUCACAACUGAAACUCAGUUGGAGAUUGAGCGAGUAGAAGCCGUAGUAACGGAAAUAACAAAAGCAGAGGAAGAGACAGUAGUAGUGGACGAUGUGGCUAAAGUUACAUCAGUCAGUGAAAUCGAUGAGGUUGAACCAGUCGAUGAGGAAAUCACAAAGGCAGAGGUUACAACUGUCUUGGAAGAGAAACCGCUUUUACCAGUCGUCAGUGAUCAUACAGAAACCGUAGUUGAAGACGUUACAAAAACAUCCGAAGUGAGCACGUUAGAAGAGAAACUCAUCGUAUCAGAAACACCGGAGAUAGAGCGCGUUGAACCCGUAGUUACGGAAAUAACAAAAGCGGAGGAUGAGGUAUUAUUAGAGGAUGAUCUGGCUAAAGUGACAUCGGUUAGUGAAACCGAUCGGGUAGAACCAGUGGAUAAGGAAAUUGCUAAGGCAGAGGAUGGAAGUGUAUCUCAAGAGAAAACGGGUUUGCCAGAAUCCCCUGCAGAAAUAAAACAUGUAGAUCUUGAGAUUGAGAAAAUUACAGACACUGAUGUCGAGGCUGUGUUGGAAGAGGAACCCUCCGAUGAUAAAGUUUCUGAUCAGGUAGAAACUGUAGCCGAGGACGUUUCAAAAAUAGCCGAAGUUAUUAAGUUAGAAGAGAAAAUCAUCACAAAAGACACAACGGAGAUUGAGCGUGUUACACCGGUAGUUUCAGAAAUAACAAAGACGGAGGGAGAGACUGUAUCAGACGAUGAUGUGGCUGCAGUAAAAACAGUUACUGACAUCGCUGAUGUAGAACCUAUCGAUGAGGAAAUUACAAAGGCUGAAGUAGAUAUUAUUUUGGAAGGGAAACCGGUCAUUGCAGAAACUCCAUUAGAAAUAACGCAUAUUGUAACUGAAGUUAAAGAAAUUACAGUGACUCACGAUGAGCCUGUGUUGGAAAAAGAACCCUCUGAAACUAAACCUGCUUCUGAAAUUACUCAUGCACAAUUGGUGACUGAAAAAAUAAUAAAGACGGCCGAAGAUACUAAGUUAGAAGAUAAACUCAUCACAACUGAAACUCAGUUGGAGAUUGAGCGAGUAGAAGCCGUAGUAACGGAAAUAACAAAAGCAGAGGAAGAGACAGUAGUAGUGGACGAUGUGGCUAAAGUUACAUCAGUCAGUGAAAUCGAUGAGGUUGAACCAGUCGAUGAGGAAAUCACAAAGGCAGAGGUUACAACUGUCUUGGAAGAGAAACCGCUUUUACCAGUCGUCAGUGAUCAUACAGAAACCGUAGUUGAACACGUUACAAAAACAUCCGAAGUGAGCACGUUAGAAGAGAAACUCAUCGUAUCAGAAACACCGGAGAUAGAGCGCGUUGAACCCGUAGUUACGGAAAUAACAAAAGCGGAGGAUGAGGUAUUAUUAGAGGAUGAUCUGGCUAAAGUGACAUCGGUUAGUGAAACCGAUCGGGUAGAACCAGUGGAUAAGGAAAUUGCUAAGGCAGAGGAUGGAAGUGUAUCUCAAGAGAAAACGGGUUUGCCAGAAUCCCCUGCAGAAAUAAAACAUGUAGAUCUUGAGAUUGAGAAAAUUACAGACACUGAUGUCGAGGCUGUGUUGGAAGAGGAACCCUCCGAUGAUAAAGUUUCUGAUCAGGUAGAAACUGUAGCCGAGGACGUUUCAAAAAUAGCCGAAGUUAUUAAGUUAGAAGAGAAAAUCAUCACAAAAGACACAACGGAGAUUGAGCGUGUUACACCGGUAGUUUCAGAAAUAACAAAGACGGAGGGAGAGACUGUAUCAGACGAUGAUGUGGCUGCAGUAAAAACAGUUACUGACAUCGCUGAUGUAGAACCUAUCGAUGAGGAAAUUACAAAGGCUGAAGUAGAUAUUAUUUUGGAAGGGAAACCGGUCAUUGCAGAAACUCCAUUAGAAAUAACGCAUAUUGUAACUGAAGUUAAAGAAAUUACAGUGACUCACGAUGAGCCUGUGUUGGAAAAAGAACCCUCUGAAACUAAACCUGCUUCUGAAAUUACUCAUGCACAAUUGGUGACUGAAAAAAUAAUAAAGACGGCCGAAGAUACUAAGUUAGAAGAUAAACUCAUCACAACUGAAACUCAGUUGGAGAUUGAGCGAGUAGAAGCCGUAGUAACGGAAAUAACAAAAGCAGAGGAAGAGACAGUAGUAGUGGACGAUGUGGCUAAAGUUACAUCAGUCAGUGAAAUCGAUGAGGUUGAACCAGUCGAUGAGGAAAUCACAAAGGCAGAGGUUACAACUGUCUUGGAAGAGAAACCGCUUUUACCAGUCGUCAGUGAUCAUACAGAAACCGUAGUUGAACACGUUACAAAAACAUCCGAAGUGAGCACGUUAGAAGAGAAACUCAUCGUAUCAGAAACACCGGAGAUAGAGCGCGUUGAACCCGUAGUUACGGAAAUAACAAAAGCGGAGGAUGAGGUAUUAUUAGAGGAUGAUCUGGCUAAAGUGACAUCGGUUAGUGAAACCGAUCGGGUAGAACCAGUGGAUAAGGAAAUUGCUAAGGCAGAGGAUGGAAGUGUAUCUCAAGAGAAAACGGGUUUGCCAGAAUCCCCUGCAGAAAUAAAACAUGUAGAUCUUGAGAUUGAGAAAAUUACAGACACUGAUGUCGAGGCUGUGUUGGAAGAGGAACCCUCCGAUGAUAAAGUUUCUGAUCAGGUAGAAACUGUAGCCGAGGACGUUUCAAAAAUAGCCGAAGUUAUUAAGUUAGAAGAGAAAAUCAUCACAAAAGACACAACGGAGAUUGAGCGUGUUACACCGGUAGUUUCAGAAAUAACAAAGACGGAGGGAGAGACUGUAUCAGACGAUGAUGUGGCUGCAGUAAAAACAGUUACUGACAUCGCUGAUGUAGAACCUAUCGAUGAGGAAAUUACAAAGGCUGAAGUAGAUAUUAUUUUGGAAGGGAAACCGGUCAUUGCAGAAACUCCAUUAGAAAUAACGCAUAUUGUAACUGAAGUUAAAGAAAUUACAGUGACUCACGAUGAGCCUGUGUUGGAAAAAGAACCCUCUGAAACUAAACCUGCUUCUGAAAUUACUCAUGCACAAUUGGUGACUGAAAAAAUAAUAAAGACGGCCGAAGAUACUAAGUUAGAAGAUAAACUCAUCACAACUGAAACUCAGUUGGAGAUUGAGCGAGUAGAAGCCGUAGUAACGGAAAUAACAAAAGCAGAGGAAGAGACAGUAGUAGUGGACGAUGUGGCUAAAGUUACAUCAGUCAGUGAAAUCGAUGAGGUUGAACCAGUCGAUGAGGAAAUCACAAAGGCAGAGGUUACAACUGUCUUGGAAGAGAAACCGCUUUUACCAGUCGUCAGUGAUCAUACAGAAACCGUAGUUGAACACGUUACAAAAACAUCCGAAGUGAGCACGUUAGAAGAGAAACUCAUCGUAUCAGAAACACCGGAGAUAGAGCGCGUUGAACCCGUAGUUACGGAAAUAACAAAAGCGGAGGAUGAGGUAUUAUUAGAGGAUGAUCUGGCUAAAGUGACAUCGGUUAGUGAAACCGAUCGGGUAGAACCAGUGGAUAAGGAAAUUGCUAAGGCAGAGGAUGGAAGUGUAUCUCAAGAGAAAACGGGUUUGCCAGAAUCCCCUGCAGAAAUAAAACAUGUAGAUCUUGAGAUUGAGAAAAUUACAGACACUGAUGUCGAGGCUGUGUUGGAAGAGGAACCCUCCGAUGAUAAAGUUUCUGAUCAGGUAGAAACUGUAGCCGAGGACGUUUCAAAAAUAGCCGAAGUUAUUAAGUUAGAAGAGAAAAUCAUCACAAAAGACACAACGGAGAUUGAGCGUGUUACACCGGUAGUUUCAGAAAUAACAAAGACGGAGGGAGAGACUGUAUCAGACGAUGAUGUGGCUGCAGUAAAAACAGUUACUGACAUCGCUGAUGUAGAACCUAUCGAUGAGGAAAUUACAAAGGCUGAAGUAGAUAUUAUUUUGGAAGGGAAACCGGUCAUUGCAGAAACUCCAUUAGAAAUAACGCAUAUUGUAACUGAAGUUAAAGAAAUUACAGUGACUCACGAUGAGCCUGUGUUGGAAAAAGAACCCUCUGAAACUAAACCUGCUUCUGAAAUUACUCAUGCACAAUUGGUGACUGAAAAAAUAAUAAAGACGGCCGAAGAUACUAAGUUAGAAGAUAAACUCAUCACAACUGAAACUCAGUUGGAGAUUGAGCGAGUAGAAGCCGUAGUAACGGAAAUAACAAAAGCAGAGGAAGAGACAGUAGUAGUGGACGAUGUGGCUAAAGUUACAUCAGUCAGUGAAAUCGAUGAGGUUGAACCAGUCGAUGAGGAAAUCACAAAGGCAGAGGUUACAACUGUCUUGGAAGAGAAACCGCUUUUACCAGUCGUCAGUGAUCAUACAGAAACCGUAGUUGAACACGUUACAAAAACAUCCGAAGUGAGCACGUUAGAAGAGAAACUCAUCGUAUCAGAAACACCGGAGAUAGAGCGCGUUGAACCCGUAGUUACGGAAAUAACAAAAGCGGAGGAUGAGGUAUUAUUAGAGGAUGAUCUGGCUAAAGUGACAUCGGUUAGUGAAACCGAUCGGGUAGAACCAGUGGAUAAGGAAAUUGCUAAGGCAGAGGAUGGAAGUGUAUCUCAAGAGAAAACGGGUUUGCCAGAAUCCCCUGCAGAAAUAAAACAUGUAGAUCUUGAGAUUGAGAAAAUUACAGACACUGAUGUCGAGGCUGUGUUGGAAGAGGAACCCUCCGAUGAUAAAGUUUCUGAUCAGGUAGAAACUGUAGCCGAGGACGUUUCAAAAAUAGCCGAAGUUAUUAAGUUAGAAGAGAAAAUCAUCACAAAAGACACAACGGAGAUUGAGCGUGUUACACCGGUAGUUUCAGAAAUAACAAAGACGGAGGGAGAGACUGUAUCAGACGAUGAUGUGGCUGCAGUAAAAACAGUUACUGACAUCGCUGAUGUAGAACCUAUCGAUGAGGAAAUUACAAAGGCUGAAGUAGAUAUUAUUUUGGAAGGGAAACCGGUCAUUGCAGAAACUCCAUUAGAAAUAACGCAUAUUGUAACUGAAGUUAAAGAAAUUACAGUGACUCACGAUGAGCCUGUGUUGGAAAAAGAACCCUCUGAAACUAAACCUGCUUCUGAAAUUACUCAUGCACAAUUGGUGACUGAAAAAAUAAUAAAGACGGCCGAAGAUACUAAGUUAGAAGAUAAACUCAUCACAACUGAAACUCAGUUGGAGAUUGAGCGAGUAGAAGCCGUAGUAACGGAAAUAACAAAAGCAGAGGAAGAGACAGUAGUAGUGGACGAUGUGGCUAAAGUUACAUCAGUCAGUGAAAUCGAUGAGGUUGAACCAGUCGAUGAGGAAAUCACAAAGGCAGAGGUUACAACUGUCUUGGAAGAGAAACCGCUUUUACCAGUCGUCAGUGAUCAUACAGAAACCGUAGUUGAAGACGUUACAAAAACAUCCGAAGUGAGCACGUUAGAAGAGAAACUCAUCGUAUCAGAAACACCGGAGAUAGAGCGCGUUGAACCCGUAGUUACGGAAAUAACAAAAGCGGAGGAUGAGGUAUUAUUAGAGGAUGAUCUGGCUAAAGUGACAUCGGUUAGUGAAACCGAUCGGGUAGAACCAGUGGAUAAGGAAAUUGCUAAGGCAGAGGAUGGAAGUGUAUCUCAAGAGAAAACGGGUUUGCCAGAAUCCCCUGCAGAAAUAAAACAUGUAGAUCUUGAGAUUGAGAAAAUUACAGACACUGAUGUCGAGGCUGUGUUGGAAGAGGAACCCUCCGAUGAUAAAGUUUCUGAUCAGGUAGAAACUGUAGCCGAGGACGUUUCAAAAAUAGCCGAAGUUAUUAAGUUAGAAGAGAAAAUCAUCACAAAAGACACAACGGAGAUUGAGCGUGUUACACCGGUAGUUUCAGAAAUAACAAAGACGGAGGGAGAGACUGUAUCAGACGAUGAUGUGGCUGCAGUAAAAACAGUUACUGACAUCGCUGAUGUAGAACCUAUCGAUGAGGAAAUUACAAAGGCUGAAGUAGAUAUUAUUUUGGAAGGGAAACCGGUCAUUGCAGAAACUCCAUUAGAAAUAACGCAUAUUGUAACUGAAGUUAAAGAAAUUACAGUGACUCACGAUGAGCCUGUGUUGGAAAAAGAACCCUCUGAAACUAAACCUGCUUCUGAAAUUACUCAUGCACAAUUGGUGACUGAAAAAAUAAUAAAGACGGCCGAAGAUACUAAGUUAGAAGAUAAACUCAUCACAACUGAAACUCAGUUGGAGAUUGAGCGAGUAGAAGCCGUAGUAACGGAAAUAACAAAAGCAGAGGAAGAGACAGUAGUAGUGGACGAUGUGGCUAAAGUUACAUCAGUCAGUGAAAUCGAUGAGGUUGAACCAGUCGAUGAGGAAAUCACAAAGGCAGAGGUUACAACUGUCUUGGAAGAGAAACCGCUUUUACCAGUCGUCAGUGAUCAUACAGAAACCGUAGUUGAAGACGUUACAAAAACAUCCGAAGUGAGCACGUUAGAAGAGAAACUCAUCGUAUCAGAAACACCGGAGAUAGAGCGCGUUGAACCCGUAGUUACGGAAAUAACAAAAGCGGAGGAUGAGGUAUUAUUAGAGGAUGAUCUGGCUAAAGUGACAUCGGUUAGUGAAACCGAUCGGGUAGAACCAGUGGAUAAGGAAAUUGCUAAGGCAGAGGAUGGAAGUGUAUCUCAAGAGAAAACGGGUUUGCCAGAAUCCCCUGCAGAAAUAAAACAUGUAGAUCUUGAGAUUGAGAAAAUUACAGACACUGAUGUCGAGGCUGUGUUGGAAGAGGAACCCUCCGAUGAUAAAGUUUCUGAUCAGGUAGAAACUGUAGCCGAGGACGUUUCAAAAAUAGCCGAAGUUAUUAAGUUAGAAGAGAAAAUCAUCACAAAAGACACAACGGAGAUUGAGCGUGUUACACCGGUAGUUUCAGAAAUAACAAAGACGGAGGGAGAGACUGUAUCAGACGAUGAUGUGGCUGCAGUAAAAACAGUUACUGACAUCGCUGAUGUAGAACCUAUCGAUGAGGAAAUUACAAAGGCUGAAGUAGAUAUUAUUUUGGAAGGGAAACCGGUCAUUGCAGAAACUCCAUUAGAAAUAACGCAUAUUGUAACUGAAGUUAAAGAAAUUACAGUGACUCACGAUGAGCCUGUGUUGGAAAAAGAACCCUCUGAAACUAAACCUGCUUCUGAAAUUACUCAUGCACAAUUGGUGACUGAAAAAAUAAUAAAGACGGCCGAAGAUACUAAGUUAGAAGAUAAACUCAUCACAACUGAAACUCAGUUGGAGAUUGAGCGAGUAGAAGCCGUAGUAACGGAAAUAACAAAAGCAGAGGAAGAGACAGUAGUAGUGGACGAUGUGGCUAAAGUUACAUCAGUCAGUGAAAUCGAUGAGGUUGAACCAGUCGAUGAGGAAAUCACAAAGGCAGAGGUUACAACUGUCUUGGAAGAGAAACCGCUUUUACCAGUCGUCAGUGAUCAUACAGAAACCGUAGUUGAACACGUUACAAAAACAUCCGAAGUGAGCACGUUAGAAGAGAAACUCAUCGUAUCAGAAACACCGGAGAUAGAGCGCGUUGAACCCGUAGUUACGGAAAUAACAAAAGCGGAGGAUGAGGUAUUAUUAGAGGAUGAUCUGGCUAAAGUGACAUCGGUUAGUGAAACCGAUCGGGUAGAACCAGUGGAUAAGGAAAUUGCUAAGGCAGAGGAUGGAAGUGUAUCUCAAGAGAAAACGGGUUUGCCAGAAUCCCCUGCAGAAAUAAAACAUGUAGAUCUUGAGAUUGAGAAAAUUACAGACACUGAUGUCGAGGCUGUGUUGGAAGAGGAACCCUCCGAUGAUAAAGUUUCUGAUCAGGUAGAAACUGUAGCCGAGGACGUUUCAAAAAUAGCCGAAGUUAUUAAGUUAGAAGAGAAAAUCAUCACAAAAGACACAACGGAGAUUGAGCGUGUUACACCGGUAGUUUCAGAAAUAACAAAGACGGAGGGAGAGACUGUAUCAGACGAUGAUGUGGCUGCAGUAAAAACAGUUACUGACAUCGCUGAUGUAGAACCUAUCGAUGAGGAAAUUACAAAGGCUGAAGUAGAUAUUAUUUUGGAAGGGAAACCGGUCAUUGCAGAAACUCCAUUAGAAAUAACGCAUAUUGUAACUGAAGUUAAAGAAAUUACAGUGACUCACGAUGAGCCUGUGUUGGAAAAAGAACCCUCUGAAACUAAACCUGCUUCUGAAAUUACUCAUGCACAAUUGGUGACUGAAAAAAUAAUAAAGACGGCCGAAGAUACUAAGUUAGAAGAUAAACUCAUCACAACUGAAACUCAGUUGGAGAUUGAGCGAGUAGAAGCCGUAGUAACGGAAAUAACAAAAGCAGAGGAAGAGACAGUAGUAGUGGACGAUGUGGCUAAAGUUACAUCAGUCAGUGAAAUCGAUGAGGUUGAACCAGUCGAUGAGGAAAUCACAAAGGCAGAGGUUACAACUGUCUUGGAAGAGAAACCGCUUUUACCAGUCGUCAGUGAUCAUACAGAAACCGUAGUUGAAGACGUUACAAAAACAUCCGAAGUGAGCACGUUAGAAGAGAAACUCAUCGUAUCAGAAACACCGGAGAUAGAGCGCGUUGAACCCGUAGUUACGGAAAUAACAAAAGCGGAGGAUGAGGUAUUAUUAGAGGAUGAUCUGGCUAAAGUGACAUCGGUUAGUGAAACCGAUCGGGUAGAACCAGUGGAUAAGGAAAUUGCUAAGGCAGAGGAUGGAAGUGUAUCUCAAGAGAAAACGGGUUUGCCAGAAUCCCCUGCAGAAAUAAAACAUGUAGAUCUUGAGAUUGAGAAAAUUACAGACACUGAUGUCGAGGCUGUGUUGGAAGAGGAACCCUCCGAUGAUAAAGUUUCUGAUCAGGUAGAAACUGUAGCCGAGGACGUUUCAAAAAUAGCCGAAGUUAUUAAGUUAGAAGAGAAAAUCAUCACAAAAGACACAACGGAGAUUGAGCGUGUUACACCGGUAGUUUCAGAAAUAACAAAGACGGAGGGAGAGACUGUAUCAGACGAUGAUGUGGCUGCAGUAAAAACAGUUACUGACAUCGCUGAUGUAGAACCUAUCGAUGAGGAAAUUACAAAGGCUGAAGUAGAUAUUAUUUUGGAAGGGAAACCGGUCAUUGCAGAAACUCCAUUAGAAAUAACGCAUAUUGUAACUGAAGUUAAAGAAAUUACAGUGACUCACGAUGAGCCUGUGUUGGAAAAAGAACCCUCUGAAACUAAACCUGCUUCUGAAAUUACUCAUGCACAAUUGGUGACUGAAAAAAUAAUAAAGACGGCCGAAGAUACUAAGUUAGAAGAUAAACUCAUCACAACUGAAACUCAGUUGGAGAUUGAGCGAGUAGAAGCCGUAGUAACGGAAAUAACAAAAGCAGAGGAAGAGACAGUAGUAGUGGACGAUGUGGCUAAAGUUACAUCAGUCAGUGAAAUCGAUGAGGUUGAACCAGUCGAUGAGGAAAUCACAAAGGCAGAGGUUACAACUGUCUUGGAAGAGAAACCGCUUUUACCAGUCGUCAGUGAUCAUACAGAAACCGUAGUUGAAGACGUUACAAAAACAUCCGAAGUGAGCACGUUAGAAGAGAAACUCAUCGUAUCAGAAACACCGGAGAUAGAGCGCGUUGAACCCGUAGUUACGGAAAUAACAAAAGCGGAGGAUGAGGUAUUAUUAGAGGAUGAUCUGGCUAAAGUGACAUCGGUUAGUGAAACCGAUCGGGUAGAACCAGUGGAUAAGGAAAUUGCUAAGGCAGAGGAUGGAAGUGUAUCUCAAGAGAAAACGGGUUUGCCAGAAUCCCCUGCAGAAAUAAAACAUGUAGAUCUUGAGAUUGAGAAAAUUACAGACACUGAUGUCGAGGCUGUGUUGGAAGAGGAACCCUCCGAUGAUAAAGUUUCUGAUCAGGUAGAAACUGUAGCCGAGGACGUUUCAAAAAUAGCCGAAGUUAUUAAGUUAGAAGAGAAAAUCAUCACAAAAGACACAACGGAGAUUGAGCGUGUUACACCGGUAGUUUCAGAAAUAACAAAGACGGAGGGAGAGACUGUAUCAGACGAUGAUGUGGCUGCAGUAAAAACAGUUACUGACAUCGCUGAUGUAGAACCUAUCGAUGAGGAAAUUACAAAGGCUGAAGUAGAUAUUAUUUUGGAAGGGAAACCGGUCAUUGCAGAAACUCCAUUAGAAAUAACGCAUAUUGUAACUGAAGUUAAAGAAAUUACAGUGACUCACGAUGAGCCUGUGUUGGAAAAAGAACCCUCUGAAACUAAACCUGCUUCUGAAAUUACUCAUGCACAAUUGGUGACUGAAAAAAUAAUAAAGACGGCCGAAGAUACUAAGUUAGAAGAUAAACUCAUCACAACUGAAACUCAGUUGGAGAUUGAGCGAGUAGAAGCCGUAGUAACGGAAAUAACAAAAGCAGAGGAAGAGACAGUAGUAGUGGACGAUGUGGCUAAAGUUACAUCAGUCAGUGAAAUCGAUGAGGUUGAACCAGUCGAUGAGGAAAUCACAAAGGCAGAGGUUACAACUGUCUUGGAAGAGAAACCGCUUUUACCAGUCGUCAGUGAUCAUACAGAAACCGUAGUUGAAGACGUUACAAAAACAUCCGAAGUGAGCACGUUAGAAGAGAAACUCAUCGUAUCAGAAACACCGGAGAUAGAGCGCGUUGAACCCGUAGUUACGGAAAUAACAAAAGCGGAGGAUGAGGUAUUAUUAGAGGAUGAUCUGGCUAAAGUGACAUCGGUUAGUGAAACCGAUCGGGUAGAACCAGUGGAUAAGGAAAUUGCUAAGGCAGAGGAUGGAAGUGUAUCUCAAGAGAAAACGGGUUUGCCAGAAUCCCCUGCAGAAAUAAAACAUGUAGAUCUUGAGAUUGAGAAAAUUACAGACACUGAUGUCGAGGCUGUGUUGGAAGAGGAACCCUCCGAUGAUAAAGUUUCUGAUCAGGUAGAAACUGUAGCCGAGGACGUUUCAAAAAUAGCCGAAGUUAUUAAGUUAGAAGAGAAAAUCAUCACAAAAGACACAACGGAGAUUGAGCGUGUUACACCGGUAGUUUCAGAAAUAACAAAGACGGAGGGAGAGACUGUAUCAGACGAUGAUGUGGCUGCAGUAAAAACAGUUACUGACAUCGCUGAUGUAGAACCUAUCGAUGAGGAAAUUACAAAGGCUGAAGUAGAUAUUAUUUUGGAAGGGAAACCGGUCAUUGCAGAAACUCCAUUAGAAAUAACGCAUAUUGUAACUGAAGUUAAAGAAAUUACAGUGACUCACGAUGAGCCUGUGUUGGAAAAAGAACCCUCUGAAACUAAACCUGCUUCUGAAAUUACUCAUGCACAAUUGGUGACUGAAAAAAUAAUAAAGACGGCCGAAGAUACUAAGUUAGAAGAUAAACUCAUCACAACUGAAACUCAGUUGGAGAUUGAGCGAGUAGAAGCCGUAGUAACGGAAAUAACAAAAGCAGAGGAAGAGACAGUAGUAGUGGACGAUGUGGCUAAAGUUACAUCAGUCAGUGAAAUCGAUGAGGUUGAACCAGUCGAUGAGGAAAUCACAAAGGCAGAGGUUACAACUGUCUUGGAAGAGAAACCGCUUUUACCAGUCGUCAGUGAUCAUACAGAAACCGUAGUUGAAGACGUUACAAAAACAUCCGAAGUGAGCACGUUAGAAGAGAAACUCAUCGUAUCAGAAACACCGGAGAUAGAGCGCGUUGAACCCGUAGUUACGGAAAUAACAAAAGCGGAGGAUGAGGUAUUAUUAGAGGAUGAUCUGGCUAAAGUGACAUCGGUUAGUGAAACCGAUCGGGUAGAACCAGUGGAUAAGGAAAUUGCUAAGGCAGAGGAUGGAAGUGUAUCUCAAGAGAAAACGGGUUUGCCAGAAUCCCCUGCAGAAAUAAAACAUGUAGAUCUUGAGAUUGAGAAAAUUACAGACACUGAUGUCGAGGCUGUGUUGGAAGAGGAACCCUCCGAUGAUAAAGUUUCUGAUCAGGUAGAAACUGUAGCCGAGGACGUUUCAAAAAUAGCCGAAGUUAUUAAGUUAGAAGAGAAAAUCAUCACAAAAGACACAACGGAGAUUGAGCGUGUUACACCGGUAGUUUCAGAAAUAACAAAGACGGAGGGAGAGACUGUAUCAGACGAUGAUGUGGCUGCAGUAAAAACAGUUACUGACAUCGCUGAUGUAGAACCUAUCGAUGAGGAAAUUACAAAGGCUGAAGUAGAUAUUAUUUUGGAAGGGAAACCGGUCAUUGCAGAAACUCCAUUAGAAAUAACGCAUAUUGUAACUGAAGUUAAAGAAAUUACAGUGACUCACGAUGAGCCUGUGUUGGAAAAAGAACCCUCUGAAACUAAACCUGCUUCUGAAAUUACUCAUGCACAAUUGGUGACUGAAAAAAUAAUAAAGACGGCCGAAGAUACUAAGUUAGAAGAUAAACUCAUCACAACUGAAACUCAGUUGGAGAUUGAGCGAGUAGAAGCCGUAGUAACGGAAAUAACAAAAGCAGAGGAAGAGACAGUAGUAGUGGACGAUGUGGCUAAAGUUACAUCAGUCAGUGAAAUCGAUGAGGUUGAACCAGUCGAUGAGGAAAUCACAAAGGCAGAGGUUACAACUGUCUUGGAAGAGAAACCGCUUUUACCAGUCGUCAGUGAUCAUACAGAAACCGUAGUUGAAGACGUUACAAAAACAUCCGAAGUGAGCACGUUAGAAGAGAAACUCAUCGUAUCAGAAACACCGGAGAUAGAGCGCGUUGAACCCGUAGUUACGGAAAUAACAAAAGCGGAGGAUGAGGUAUUAUUAGAGGAUGAUCUGGCUAAAGUGACAUCGGUUAGUGAAACCGAUCGGGUAGAACCAGUGGAUAAGGAAAUUGCUAAGGCAGAGGAUGGAAGUGUAUCUCAAGAGAAAACGGGUUUGCCAGAAUCCCCUGCAGAAAUAAAACAUGUAGAUCUUGAGAUUGAGAAAAUUACAGACACUGAUGUCGAGGCUGUGUUGGAAGAGGAACCCUCCGAUGAUAAAGUUUCUGAUCAGGUAGAAACUGUAGCCGAGGACGUUUCAAAAAUAGCCGAAGUUAUUAAGUUAGAAGAGAAAAUCAUCACAAAAGACACAACGGAGAUUGAGCGUGUUACACCGGUAGUUUCAGAAAUAACAAAGACGGAGGGAGAGACUGUAUCAGACGAUGAUGUGGCUGCAGUAAAAACAGUUACUGACAUCGCUGAUGUAGAACCUAUCGAUGAGGAAAUUACAAAGGCUGAAGUAGAUAUUAUUUUGGAAGGGAAACCGGUCAUUGCAGAAACUCCAUUAGAAAUAACGCAUAUUGUAACUGAAGUUAAAGAAAUUACAGUGACUCACGAUGAGCCUGUGUUGGAAAAAGAACCCUCUGAAACUAAACCUGCUUCUGAAAUUACUCAUGCACAAUUGGUGACUGAAAAAAUAAUAAAGACGGCCGAAGAUACUAAGUUAGAAGAUAAACUCAUCACAACUGAAACUCAGUUGGAGAUUGAGCGAGUAGAAGCCGUAGUAACGGAAAUAACAAAAGCAGAGGAAGAGACAGUAGUAGUGGACGAUGUGGCUAAAGUUACAUCAGUCAGUGAAAUCGAUGAGGUUGAACCAGUCGAUGAGGAAAUCACAAAGGCAGAGGUUACAACUGUCUUGGAAGAGAAACCGCUUUUACCAGUCGUCAGUGAUCAUACAGAAACCGUAGUUGAAGACGUUACAAAAACAUCCGAAGUGAGCACGUUAGAAGAGAAACUCAUCGUAUCAGAAACACCGGAGAUAGAGCGCGUUGAACCCGUAGUUACGGAAAUAACAAAAGCGGAGGAUGAGGUAUUAUUAGAGGAUGAUCUGGCUAAAGUGACAUCGGUUAGUGAAACCGAUCGGGUAGAACCAGUGGAUAAGGAAAUUGCUAAGGCAGAGGAUGGAAGUGUAUCUCAAGAGAAAACGGGUUUGCCAGAAUCCCCUGCAGAAAUAAAACAUGUAGAUCUUGAGAUUGAGAAAAUUACAGACACUGAUGUCGAGGCUGUGUUGGAAGAGGAACCCUCCGAUGAUAAAGUUUCUGAUCAGGUAGAAACUGUAGCCGAGGACGUUUCAAAAAUAGCCGAAGUUAUUAAGUUAGAAGAGAAAAUCAUCACAAAAGACACAACGGAGAUUGAGCGUGUUACACCGGUAGUUUCAGAAAUAACAAAGACGGAGGGAGAGACUGUAUCAGACGAUGAUGUGGCUGCAGUAAAAACAGUUACUGACAUCGCUGAUGUAGAACCUAUCGAUGAGGAAAUUACAAAGGCUGAAGUAGAUAUUAUUUUGGAAGGGAAACCGGUCAUUGCAGAAACUCCAUUAGAAAUAACGCAUAUUGUAACUGAAGUUAAAGAAAUUACAGUGACUCACGAUGAGCCUGUGUUGGAAAAAGAACCCUCUGAAACUAAACCUGCUUCUGAAAUUACUCAUGCACAAUUGGUGACUGAAAAAAUAAUAAAGACGGCCGAAGAUACUAAGUUAGAAGAUAAACUCAUCACAACUGAAACUCAGUUGGAGAUUGAGCGAGUAGAAGCCGUAGUAACGGAAAUAACAAAAGCAGAGGAAGAGACAGUAGUAGUGGACGAUGUGGCUAAAGUUACAUCAGUCAGUGAAAUCGAUGAGGUUGAACCAGUCGAUGAGGAAAUCACAAAGGCAGAGGUUACAACUGUCUUGGAAGAGAAACCGCUUUUACCAGUCGUCAGUGAUCAUACAGAAACCGUAGUUGAAGACGUUACAAAAACAUCCGAAGUGAGCACGUUAGAAGAGAAACUCAUCGUAUCAGAAACACCGGAGAUAGAGCGCGUUGAACCCGUAGUUACAGAAAUAACAAAAGCGGAGGAUGAGGUAUUAUUAGAGGAUGAUCUGGCUAAAGUGACAUCGGUUAGUGAAACCGAUCGGGUAGAACCAGUGGAUAAGGAAAUUGCUAAUGCAGAGGAUGGAAGUGUAUCUCAAGAGAAAACGGGUUUGCCAGAAUCCCCCGCAGAAAUAAAACAUGUAGAUCUUGAGAUUGAGAAAAUUACAGACACUGAUGUCGAGGCUGUGUUGGAAGAGGAACCCUCUGAUGAUAAAGUUUCUGAUCAGGUAGAAACUGUAGCCGAGGACGUUUCAAAAAUAGCCGAAGUUAUUAAGUUAGAAGAGAAAAUCAUCACAAAAGACACAACGGAGAUUGAGCGUGUUACACCGGUAGUUUCAGAAAUAACAAAGACGGAGGGAGAGACUGUAUCAGACGAUGAUGUGGCUGCAGUAAAAACAGUUACUGACAUCGCUGAUGUAGAACCUAUCGAUGAGGAAAUUACAAAGGCUGAAGUAGAUAUUAUUUUGGAAGGGAAACCGGUCAUUGCAGAAACUCCAUUAGAAAUAACGCAUAUUACUGAAGUUAAAGAAAUUACAGUGACUCAUGAUGAGCCUGUGUUGGAAAAAGAACCCUCUGAAACUAAACCUGCUUCUGAAAUUACUCAUGCACAAUUGGUGACUGAAAAAAUAAUAAAGACGGCCGAAGAUACUAAGUUAGAAGAUAAACUCAUCACAACUGAAACUCAGUUGGAGAUUGAGCGAGUAGAAGCCGUAGUAACGGAAAUAACAAAAGCAGAGGAAGAGGCAGUAGUAGUGGACGAUAUGGCUAAAGUUACAUCAGUCAGUGAAAUCGAUGAGGUUGAACCAGUCGAUGAGGAAAUCACAAAGGCAGAGACUACAACUGUCUUGGAGGAGAAACCGCUUUUACCAGUCGUCAGUGAUCAUACAGAAACCGUAGUUGAAGACGUUUCAAAAACAUCCGAAGUGAGCACGUUAGAAGAGAAACUCAUCGUAUCAGAAACACCGGAGAUAGAGCUCGUUGAACACGUAGUUACGGAAAUAACAAAAGCGGAGGAUGAGGUAUUAUUAGAGGAUGAUCUGGCUAAAGUGACAUCGGUUAGUGAAACCGAUCGGGUAGAACCAGUGGAUAAGGAAAUUGCUAAGGCAGAGGAAGGAAGUCUAUCUCAAGAGAAAACGGGUUUGCCAGAAUCCCCUGCAGAAAUAAAACAUGUAAAUCUUGAGAUUGAGAAAAUUACAGACACUGAUGUCGAGGCUGUGUUGGAAGAGGAACCCUCCGAUGAUAAAGUUUCUGAUCAGGUAGAAACUGUAGCCGAGGACGUUUCAAAAAUAGCCGAAGUUAUUAAGUUAGAAGAGAAAAUAAUCACAAAAGACACAACGGAGAUUGAGCGUGUUAAACCGGUAGUUUCAGAAAUAACAAAGACGGAGGGAGAGACUGUAUCAGACGAUGAUGUGGCUGCAGUAAAAACAGUUACUGACAUCGCUGAUGUAGAAACUAUCGAUGAGGAAAUUACAAAGGCUGAAGUAGAUAUUAUUUUGGAAGGGAAACCGGUUAUUGCAGAAACUCCAUUAGAAAUAACGCAUAUUGUAACUGAAGUUAAAGAAGUUACAGUGACUCACGAUGAGCCUGUGUUGGAAAAAGAACCCUCUGAAACUAAACCUGCUUCUGAAAUUACUCAUGCACAAUUGGUGACUGAAAAAAUAAUAAAGACCGCCGAAGAUACUAAGUUAGAAGAUAAACUCAUCACAACUGAAACUCAGUUGGAGAUUGAGCGUGUAGAAGCCGUAGUAACGGAAAUAACAAAAGCAGUGGAAGAGACAGUAGUAGAGGACAUUGUAACUGGCUUUGUAGAGAAACCAAUUUUAUCACAAUCCCCUGCCGGAAUAAAACAUUUUGAACCUUUGGUUGAGAAAUUUAUAGAGACUGAUGGUGAGACUGUGUUGGAGGAGGAACCCUCUGAAUAUAAGGAGUCAGUAGUUAUUGAUCAUGUAGAAACUGUAGUCGAAUACGUAUCAGAAACGUCUGAAGUGAUUAAAUUAGAUGAGAAAGUAAAAUCUGUUAGUGAUUUCACUCAUGUAGAACCGUUUUCUGAGGUAAUUAAAAAGGCAGAGGUUGAAAUUGUUUUUGAAGAGAAGCCUGAAAUAUCAGAUUCCUUAUUAGAUAUUAAGCGUAUUGAACCUGAGGUUCAGGAAAUUACAGUUACUGAUGAUGAGUCUGUUCUAGACGAAGAAGCCACUGAAACCAAACAAGCGUCUGACAUUGCUCAAGUAGAAAUGGUGAUUGGUCCAAUUUCAGAGACAACUGAAGUGACUGAGUUAGUAAUUUCAUUAAAUGAGGAACCGUCAAGUUCUAGAGUUUCAGCUAAUUUUCCUCUAGUUGAUUCAAUUUCUGAUAUAUCCAAAGUAGACAGAGAAUAUCGUAGUGAUUCUUUGGGAAUUUGGAGCAAUGUUGAAUGUGAAAUUGCUACAGAUAGUAGCUUUCCAUCUUUAGAAACUGGACCACAGUCAGCACCAUAUUCUACUGAAAUUAUUCAUAGUCGGGGUACGGUUGUGUCAUCUCCUUUUGACUUCACGUACCACUCUCAACAACAACUCCUGCAGGUUUAUUCUGAAUCAGAUACUGAAGCUACAACUUCUGAUCCGUACUUUCCUGAUAACCUCAACUUAAAAUUUGGUGAUACUACUGCAUCAGAAAUAACUGAUGCAGAUACUGACUCAUCAUCUCUAAUGUCCGUUAAGGAUAUUCAUAAAACCAUGAUUGUUGAUGAUAUAAAAAUGAAUGACGAUAUGAUAGAGGUAACAGUUAGUACAGAAGAGACUCAGGAAGAAAUCUACAAAGGUACAAAAGAACACGAAGAAUCAGAAAGAAGUAUUGAAGGUAAACUUUUAGAGACUGAAUCAGGAUCACAAAUUGUUAUUUUGGAAUCAGAAGUUGGCUCAUCACUUUGUAUUUGUGACCCAGUGACAAAAACAUCUGAUGUUAUUCUAAAAGAAAAGGUUUUACAUUCAGACAGAAAAGUUUCUAAAGAAUCUAAAAUAAAGGAAACUUUUAAGUCUGAAAGAACAACUAAGAAAAAAUAUUUUACCAAACAUCAACCUGUCAGCUAUGAUCACGUUGAAAGUAAAAUCAAAAGGGAUUUUCAUACAUCUCCUUUUAAAGCAACACCCAAGACUAUGACACAAGAUAAUGCUAUACCUACAACAUCUCGAUUACAAACGUACAAAACGUAUAAGUUUGUUUCUCCUGGUAAGAAAAGUAACGAGAUCGUUUCACCUGUACAAAAAUCAAGUUCUGAAGGCACAACAACAUUUGAUGAGAAAAAUAGUGCACAACAUUCAAAUGUUAAAAGAGUAACAAAAGCUUUACCACGUACUAGAGGUUACAUGGCAUCGACAUUGUCAAGAGACAUGAAAGUAGAAGGUACAUCUAGGGAGUCACUCCCAAGUUCUCCAAAACAUUUACCAACUAAGCCAAAAAGUAUUGAAAAGAAAAAAGAAAUCAGUGAUAUUUCAUCUCCAAAACGUAAGAUCAUUCCAUUUACAUCAGAAUUUAAGUCGGUACAAGAGAGAAAAUUAAAGGAAGCUUCAUCCAUUUCAGCGAAAAGACUAGUGGGAAAGAAAACAGAUGAUAAAGAAGAAAAACGAUCUGCAGUUUUCCACUCUAAGAAAGAAAAACAAACAGAUUUUGAAGGACAGACCAUUAAAAUUGAACAAAAGGAAAAUAAAAUCAAUAACGCUCGUUUAGAUUAUAAGCGUAAAAAUAUUACCAAUAUAUCUCCUAGUAGAAUAGAUAGGUCUGAUAAAAGCGAAGUCCCUACUUCCAAGAAAUUGCAGUAUAAACAAAAAAAGAAAGCACUUACAGGUGAUGAUGAAAAUAAAGAACAAUUGAAACUCAGGAAAAAGGAAACUCGGCCAAAAACUACAACAGACCAUGAAUUAAAGCUUAAUACUUUAAGCCCGCCUACUGUGCCUAGAUCACCUACCAGUUCUAAAACAACCAUUAGGAAAAAAAGAUCAGAAAAAUUCAUUAAAAAAGACAAUAAAGACAAAUCCAAUGCAGUGAUUCAAAAACUUCCGAAAACUGUUAGAGAAGAUACUAAGCAAGAACCUGAAUCUAGUAGUAUUUAUCUUCUUAAAAAGUCCAAAACUGUCUCGAAAACUAAAGUUGAAAAUGAAGAAAUGUCAGUUAAAGAAUAUGUACAGUUAGAAACUACAAAUAAUGAUUUGGUAAAUAUUAAAUCUCACUCUUCUAUUCAUGGCACCUUACUUAGAACUUCAGUACAUAGUAAUGUAGACGUACCACCAACCUCCUCUGAGGAUUCUUCUAAAAGUGUCAAACGUGCAGCUUCAGCACCUUUAAGUGCCGUAGAAUCAUACACGGAGUCUCCAGUUUCAGGGCGAAGAGGAAGCGGACCAACCCGAGGCCAAAUGUCCGACAGAAUAUUGGACCGUCAUUCAAGUUUCGAUCGUGGAAAAGGACCUUCUUCUUUACCUUCAAGUCCUAGUAGAAUGAGGAAUCAGAACCAAUGCGGCAGUAUUCAGCUUCUUACAUCUGAAGUUUUUACUAGAACUGUUGAUGCUACGGGAGGCAUAGAAGUAAUAUUCCGACAGCCAAGCGAUCCAAUACGAAAACCACCGAAGAUAGACCAAUUCCACACUGACGGAGGUGAAUUUUCUAUGAUCGAUACUACAGACUCAUCUCUCUCUGACUCUGUUGCUUUGCCGUCAUCUUCAUCCGAUCACGAUUUAAGUGUGGAUACAAGUUAUCGUUUGCGUACAAGUAUCUCACCAGGCUCCCCCAAAUUUUCUCGACGUUCUCGUGAUACAAUGAGUCCAAAAAUUCGGCAGUCAGAUAUAGUGGAGUGUACUACUGUCCCAGAAGGUGACAUAUCAGAAUCUGACUUUUCUCCGAUGAAGACUUCUUCCAAUAUAACACCUCUCGAUAAGCAGACAUCCACACCAACCAAAUUUGUCGAGAGAUCAGGCUCGGGGCGAACACCAACUCGAUCAGAAGAUCGAUUGUCACCAAUUCUAGAUGUCCGGUCAGUCACCCCGCCCCGUCUCAAACACAAGUUCGUGUACGCUUCAUCUGAUGAAGAGGACUCAGCCAUAGACUGGGCAGACAAAGGAAAACCAGACUCAACAAUAGAGCUCUCUAAAAAAGAAGUGAGCCGACAAGUAACCAGCGAGCAUGGACCGACAGAAGCUGACUUUUACCCACCCAAACCAAGUCCUAGACCUACCAAACAUGAUAUCCCAGAUGAAUCACCCGAUCUACAGACAUCAAAUGAAGACUUACAAGAUUACUCUGUUCGAAAGAAAUUUUGGGAACAAAUGUCAUCAAGUUCUCAAGAAACCCAACGUUCCCAAGAUCUUGUUACACCGCCCGUUCCUAGGCCAAGAUCCAGUAUUGUAUCUUCUGUACCUUUGCUCAAAUCCGAAGCAGAAUCGGAUACAGAAACUACUGCUACAACCUUAAGUGACUCCACAGUUAGGAUAAAGAAUCUACAACAAGAUGCAGUUAGCAAGCAAUCGUUUACAGGCUCUUCAGACGCUUCCGACAAGGAGGAAGGGUCAGAAACAGAAGCCACUGACAAGAUAAAAGCGCUCUCAAGUGUUCUGACUACAGCCGAGACUGUAGCCUCUGACACGACUGAGGAGCAAAAGGACACAGUCAGUCAACCAACUGUUAUUGAGAGUAGUGACUCAGAAGCUGAAUAUAUUGCAAAGAUUGGUGAAGAAACUCUAGCAUAUGAGAACACAGCUUUUGUUCCUGAUGAAGAAUCUGAUUCAACUAAUGAAAAAUCUAUUUUAAAACAGGAAGUAACUGAAACGGUUGUAGAAGAUACAACAACCAUUAUCCCUAUUGCAGCUACAAGGAAAGCUUAUUACGAAAGAUCUGUUUCAUUACCAACUGAGGAUAUCAGUGACAUUUCAGAAAGUAGUGUCAGAGCUAGAAAGCGUUUCUUUGAAGCUCAAAUAAAGAAAGAAAUGGUUGUUGACCAAUUGAUGACACAACUAGAAGAAGAAGCGUCUCCAGAACACAAAUCUUUUCACCAUAAAACUUCUGAUAUUCCCACAUCUGACACUCAAGCCAUGGUAAGCCGACAAAUUCACAGUCACAUUUUCAGCCACGAAUUAGAAGAACAAAUAGAAUCUUUGGUUCCAGAAAAUAAACAUAUUGGGCAACAAAAGGUGGAAACAGAAACUAUAGAACCUGUUACAGUUAAGGAAAUUGCAAGCACGUUUGAUAAAGUAGAUGCUCAAAAGUUUGUGAAAAGAACAGAUUCAGUCUCUUACGAGGCAGAAAUUGUUCAAGUCAAAGACAUUGAUAAUUUAAGUUCCAAAAAGAUAAUUGAUGAUCUAGAAAAUGUUUCAAGGUUAGCAAAAAAGUCAUCUAUUACAGAUAUAAAAGAAUCUUUUAAUAGUAUUAAAGAAAUAAAAAUUCUUAAUUUGGAGGACCUUGAUGUUUCAGAUCACCAUCAAAUUAGUGACGAGGUUGCAGAAGUAAUUAAAUUCAGAUCUGAUAGUAUAUCAAAACCAUCUGAUUCACUUGAGGUUCAUAUUGACAAAAGCGAAAUUGAGGAAAGUGAGAAAGAAAUGGAAAUUGAUGAAGAACUAAAGCAGCUAGAAGCAGGCUUAUUAGAUAAUAGGAAUAUAAUUUACAAUGAAAUCUAUGAAGAAAAAGUACCAGAAAUAACGGUAACUUAUUCAGGUAAGCAAAGACCGGACAGUUACAGUCAGGGAGAGAGUGAGGACACUCAGUCUGAAUCAGAUAUAACUCCUGAAGACUUAAGAGACAAAGAAGCACUUACCAAACUUCAAGAUUGGGAACAAGACAUAAUUGUACAUUCCAUGGACGAUAUGCCAGGUAAAAAAUUUGAAACAGAUACAUCUCCAGUAUCCAAAUCUCCUCGUGUUUAUACACCUGAAGAACACAUACCUGAUACUGUGUGGGAAGUCACAAUUCUGCAAGAACCUGAAACAAGUGAACAAGAAACUGUUGAAGAUAUACCAAUUGAAAAGCAACCAAUUGUGGAAAAAGAUGAGGAAGAAUCCCAACGGUCCUUGACAGAGAGUUGUGAAAUCAAAUCAGAUAUAACACAGUCACAAGAUUUAGGAGUAGACCAACAUGAUACUGAAUUAUCUUUAACAGAGAGUGCCCUAGAGAUUAAAGGUCUUCGUGUUGGUGAACAACCAAAAGAAUGUAAACUUACAGAAGAAGAAGCCAGAGAAAUCGCUAAGGAAAUUGUUAGUAAUAUUGAAAUGGAAAUAGCAAAACGGCCUGAUUUAGUAUCUGAAAUAUACGAUGAAAGUUCUAUCCCGGUUACAGCAGUCCAUUUGGCAGACAAUCAAAUUUCUGAUUAUAUAAAAAAAAUAACAGGUAAAGGAGAUCUAGAAGUUAAAUUGAUUGAGUCAGUACUUGCCAAAAAGCAAAGGGAACAAAUAGUAAAACUCUCACGAACAGACACAACAACAUCGAGUAUGGAAAUAACUGAUGAAGACCUUCGUAGUAGUGGUGUAGAAACAGAUAAUUCACCCUUAGAAAGCCAAGGAUCUAGGAUGUGCCCUGUAGAAGACAAGAGUGAAGAUGAUACGACAGAAGAUUUCUUAAAACAUGAAAAAGAUUUAGAGGAUGAUUUAGAGAAGAUCAAAGAUAAGGAAGUGGUAGAGAAAACACUUGCAGAGGUUAAGGAAUCACUUGAGGCGGCUCAAGAUGAGUUACUAGAAGAACAUAAAAAGAAGAAGGAAGUUCAAAAACAAUCACCAUCAGAAUUUGAAUUUAAAGUUUUGGCCCUUGAGAAGUAUGCUGAUGAAUAUAUCCAAGAAUGCCAUAUCGAGGAAAUAGGAACAUCCGUUAGUAUUAAAACCACUGUUGAUGAUAAGCCAUUGACUGCUUCAUUAGAUGCUACAAUCAAAGAUAAGGAAGAACACAGAGAUGAACUGCAUACAUUCACCUCAGAUGAAAUAGGUUAUGUUAAAGAUGACAAUAAGGAGAUUGUUGUAGACAACAAACAAAUCGGUUAUGAAAAAGUUCAAUCAUCGCAAAAGGAUAUUGAAGUAAAUGAAAACAUAACAAUAACAACUGAUAAAAGUGAAAUAAAUCGUUCUCAAAGAGGGUCUGCUUCAUUUUCAGAUGAAGAGGAAAAAAGUUCUCAUUCAAAACUAUCACAAGACAUUAUUAUAACAUCAGAUAGCAUUAUGUCAAAAACUCUCUUGGAGGAUGAGGAAAAAGAUGUAACUAAAACUGAAGAAUCCUACAUCUUUGGUGAAAAAACUAAAGAAGUAAAAGAUGGACAGCAAGUAUUUAAGGAAAUACACAAAAAAGAGGAUAAAGCUUUUGAAAAAUUAGACGAAAGUUCAGUAUUGCAAGAAGGUACAGCCCACAUUACUGAUGAUGGAAACAUAAUAACAGAGACUUACAUAACAAAGAGUCAAGUGUUAACUACCUCAUCUACUAAAUCAAGUGAGGAAUCCCAUUCAGAAUCAAAAAUUCAAACCAGCACUCAUUUCGAUAUAGGAUCUGAUGAAAUAAACCAGUUUCUUUCACAAGAAAUUGCAACUGAAUUGGAAAAUGGUGAAUCAGUAGUUUUUAACAUUGUCAAAAAAGAAGAGAUUAAACGAACAUUCAGUGAAGAAUCUCAAAAGUCUUCACAAGAUGAAAGCAUUAAGUCUCCAGCAGGAAUGGAUGAUGGCAUAUCAUCUUCAUCAUCAUCAGGUAGAAAGGGAGAUUCAGAUACUAUGCAUACCUUAGAAAGGCCAGAUGUAGUAAUGCGCAAACAUAAGAGUGGAUCAUCAAGUAGUCAGAAAAAAAGUGAACGCCGUUCUGGGGCAGACUAUGAACCCUAUUCCAGUUCAGGCGAGAGCUACUACCACUCUUUCGAACAAACUUCUGAAAGUGUUAGGACUCCUAGCAGGCCUUGUUCUUCAGAUGUAGACGCAUUGCUUGCUGGUGUUGGAACUACUGGUUCAUCAGAAUAUGAAUCUGCUAUAUCACACGAAGUAUCUGGUCGAUCCUACACUUCUCAUGAAUAUCACACUGCAGUAAGUUCAUUAAGCUCUCGAGAGUCAAUGAAAUCUUUAGAUUCCGAAAGUUCUGGUAAUCUUGCUAGUGUUGAAAUUUCAAGUGAAGCUUCAGAAACAUUAGUUCCAUCUGCUAUGGAAUUAGAGAGUGAUAUGGAUGGUGUAGGAAUUUCAAUGACAGAAGAUGAAAAUAUAAUGAAGCGCAAAUUAAUUCUUGAACCUUAUGAACGAGAAAUACCUCAUCAUGUAAUUAAAGGAGAGUCUCCUCCUAGAAUACCUUCAUUGUCUGAAGUAAGAGAGUAUGACCGGUCAAUAAGCUUAGACAUCUCCAGCGAAGGUGGCAUAUCUGAAGAGGAUGCUGAAGCACAGCCGAAUGUAUUUAAAGAGGGUGAAACUAUAGAUAGUUCCUUUCGGAUGAAACGAUCACACGAAAUGACCUUUCAGCCUGAACCAAGACCAAUAACAAGUGAAAGUCUUGAGUCUGAAGUAUUAACCCAGGAGGAGAAAUAUGGAUCCAGUCUUGAUGACAGUGCCAGUGCGCUUAGUACAUCGAGCAAAUCUGAUACUUUAACUAAGAUGACAGUUAUUGAGAGAUCACAUACAGAGUCAGAAAAAAUGGAUGGUUCUGCCACUUCAGAUCAAUUAAGUUUGACAGUUUCUGGAACUUCAGAGCAGCUGAGUUUGUCUUCCGAGUCUCGUGAAGAAUAUAGUGUUCAUCAUGCUUUCAAACAUGAGACGGUUGCAACACAAUCAAUAAGUCAUGACAAACAGGUUGAUUCUGUCCUUUUAAUGACGUCUAGUGUAAAUAAUGAUGGAAUGCAGAGUGUUUGUACUCAAGUAACAUCACAGUCUGAAGCGUCUCCCAUCAAUUAUGACGAUGUUAUUGAAGCAGGGUACACUUGCAGUAAUGGCCCAACACAAGUUGAUUAUAAUGCUGAAUAUGAUGAUAUCCGAGAAACUAGAAAACGACCAGGUCAUCGUCGAAAUGAAAGUACAUCAUUUAAACCAUCAGCAAUACCUGUAUUGAAGAAAGAAUUUGAUUCUAAAACUUCAAUGAAAAAAACAGUGGUUGAAAUCAGCGAAGAUGUUGCUGAAAGUGACAAAUAUUCUGAACAUAGGACAUUAACUUCCAAAGAAGAUCUAAAUGAUGAGAAAAAAGACAUAGAUGAAGCAGAAAGAAUUGAAGAAGAGUCAUACCAAACAGAAGCUGAUCAAGGAUUUCAUCGAGACAUCAGGGAGGGUAGGCAAGCAAUGGAAGAAAUGUCCAGUCUAGAAGAGGAGCAUGAAGAACUUCGAGCUUUAGAAGAAAGCCGACCUCAAUCUCAGAUUAGUAAAUCUGAUUCAGAAAGUGGCCAGCGCCCAAUGUCAUCUGGGUUUUCAGAUGACAGGCCUGAUUCAGAAUUAGCUGAGCUAUUAAAACAAUGUUCUUCAGACAUAUAUUCAGAAGACCCUAUUGAAAGGCCAAAAACCCCUGAACCUUCAGAAGACUGUGAAAUUAAAGAUGAUACUCCUGAAUUUUCUUCUGAAGCACAAGCUAGUGUAACAGAACUAGAAAUGGAAUAUUCCGGAGCAUUCAGUCGUGCUGUAGAAUAUGAAUCACAUGUUAGUCCAAUCCGAGAAAAAGUCGGACUACUUUGGGAACAUGUCACGUCAGAUCAUGAAGAAGAACUAGCUGAAGCAGAGGCUGCAUUUCAAAUGGUUCCUCAUAUAAUACCUCACAUAAUUUCAGGUGUUAUUCAUCCUGACACUAUACUUGAAGAUCCGGUAGCAGAAAAACAUGAACUAGAAACUCGAGAAAUUGCUCUAAAAGAAGAAAUUAGAAAAAGAGCUGCACAAAUGGAGGCUACAUCUCCUGGAUCUAUUCCCGAUAUCACAAUAACUCAGCACAUGACACCAUUAAUUGACCGUGGAUUCCAUUAUCCAGACUUGGAGUUGGAAGAAGCUUCUGGUAAACACUCUACUCCUCAAACACCAGCAUCAGUUUCUAGUAGAGCUUCUUCAGAAACUGAAACUGAUCAAGGCAGAGAGUACGUUUUAGAAGAAGAACCCAUUGAUGACUACAUAUCUGAAGAACCUGACAUUGGUGAAGUAUCUGUAACUACUGAAGAGAAAACUGUUUUUGAAUCUAAAGAUGAUUUUCAGGAAAGAGAUUCUACAGAUUCACCAACAAGUGAUUCGUUUGAAAUGCUUGAGAAACCUGAUAUAGCUGAUGAGUUUGUUAUUAUUGAAGAAGUUGGUAAAGAAGCACAUGAGCAGGACAGGGAGGGCAAGAGUAUGGUUAUCGGUAAAAAACGUGUUGUUAAGAAAGUUGACGAUACGGAUGAAGAAAUUGUUGUGUCUCCUCCAGCGCCAGUCACCAGAAUGACGGAUCUUAAAUAUUAUCCUUCAGGAGAAGCUGCUUUUCCUUUUGAAUCUGAUAGUCCACCAACAAAUUUAGAAGGGGUCCAAUCUGGAGAAGUUACAUCCCAAGAGGGAUCACCCCCUUCAGAUAUAGAACAUGAGUAUGAGAGUGAAGUUGAGGCUGGUAAAAAGUGGAUUGAAAUGCAAUUUCAAGGUGACCAGGCUACUGCAGUUUAUGGUUAUGAACUAGAUUAUGAACGUGGGCCUCUUGAAGAUAUCAAAGAAGAAGAUGCCACUGACUUGGAGAAUAAUAGUAGUAGAAUUGGAAGUCUUGGGAGUCAAGUCAGUCACUCUGUGGGAAGUUUUGGAAGUAUGAAAGAAUCGUUCAGCAGCACACCAGAUUAUGAUGUAUUAGCUGGUAGAAAAUUUUUUACAAGAUCAGGGGAUCAUGAUGAUGUAUCUAUGAGCUCCUUGCAAGAAUUUGAACGGCUUGAAAAUCUUAUAGCAAUGGAAAUAAAUAGAAACAGGUCAUCAGGAUCCCAGGAUUCUCUAAAUAGCUCAGGAAAUAGCAAGCGUCAUACAGGAAGUGGGAAGAGUGGCGGAGAUGAUAUUUCACUUGCAUCAUUGAAAGAAUUUGAAGGUCUUGAACAUGCAUGUAUGGAGGCUGCUAAAAUUGAAUUGAAAGCAAAGGAGGAAGAAGCAAUGCUAUCUGAAAUAGAAGAGGGUCAUGAAAGUCAGGCUUCAGAAUCUGAGAGCUGUGAAACUAUUUCUGCUGGUGGAAUUAUUGGAGGUGAGUCAGAUGAAGAAGACUAUGAAAAGAGAAUGUUUGAAAUUGAUGAAAUAAUUAGACAAGCCCAAACAAAUGUAGAACGUUUUAUUGACAUCAAAGAUAAAGACACGUAUAAUGAAAGCAGUGUCAUUGACAAGACUGAAUCAAUGGGUCGAGGUGACUCUAUUGAAGAAGUAGCCAAAAUCCCUGACUUAGAUUUAGAUCAACCAUUAUAUUCCUUGGCAGCAACAUCUGUUACUUCUUAUGCUGGUAAAAGUGCAAUCCAACACUGGAAAGAUGUAGAUGAUGAUGUAAGAACAAGUACCGAUUCUUUAGAAAUAAAGUAUAGUACUAGCUCCAAAAUUGCCUGUCAUGAAAAUGUUACUGCAAGCACAGAUUCACUAGAAAUUAAACAUGCUAGUGAAAAAGAUUUAAUGUCUGCAAGUACAGACUCUCUUGAAUUCCAAGCUCAACAGAAGAAAGCCAAAUCUAAGGAUAUAAUGACAGAUUCAAUUGAAAUUAUUGGAGAUAAAACAUCAAUGCUAACAUCAACAGACUCUCUUGAAACUGAUCCCCCUAAGUUAUUUUCAGAUUCUAUUGAUGAGGAAGAUGAAGACAAAGCAACUGUCCCACAAGAUCAAAGCAGUUCAAGUGGAAGAGGAGACCUGAGUUCUUCUGGCCGAGAAGAUAGUUGUGAAUAUAAUAGAAUGCCACCACCUCGAGCAGAACUUCAGUUAGGUAGUACAGACUCAUUAGAACCAACUAGUUCAACAGCAACCCAUGCAACUUACCAUUAUGAAACAGACUCCAUAAUGUCAUCUAGUUUUACUAGUGGAGGGUCCAACACAAUGAUGUCAAGCACUGAAACAUUGGACAUUGGUGCACGAGCUGCUGUUUGGUUUGAUGACGGAAAACCAUAUGUCACAGAAGUUAUUGAACCUGAUACUGAGGGGGAUGGAUUCACACAUACCAUUCAUCGAACAGUAGAAAUGCCUCCUGAAAUUCACAACAUAACUUUCAGAGGUCCUGAUGCUGAUAAAGCACUUAAAGAAUACAUUGAAAGAUUUGCUCCUGGUGAAGACAUGAUUGAAACGCAAGAAGUAGAUAAAGCUGGAAAUGUACACACUACUAGAGUUAUUCAACGAAGAGUAAUAAUGCGACCAGAUGAGAUUGGAGGACCAACAACCAGACUUUCUGAAACUGAAUUGGAUGAAUAUUUAAAACGGUUUUCUGAAGAACAAGAACAAAUGGGUGAUUCACAGCCAGAAUCACACUGUUCUUCCUCUCCUUCUCAUUCCUCUGAAAUCCACCAAACCACUGUCACUCGUCAAGUUAUAUCCUCCACUCCUAAGCAACAGCUUACCCAAGUAAAAGGAGAGUCAGCGGGGGAAGAAACCAGCAAGAGUCCAGCACCAACAUCUGUUCGAGGAGUCAGGCCUCCGCUCAAGUAUGACAUAAGCAUGGACGAGGAACCAGAGUUUGACCCGAGGGAACACGACUGGCGGUUCAACCUCCCGUCACACCCCGAAAGUGAAGAAGCGCUGUUGGACAUGGCCACAGGACUCCAUGAUGCUAAAGGAAGCAGCUCGGACUCAGGGCCUUCAAGUGCCAAGUAGACGUGCUCCGACAUGCCUCUCAGCUGACACUCCUUACUCCUGUCAAUGUUACCAACUGCACUUGGCAUGUUCAUUCACCCUAUUUACUUUGUUGUAAUAUUUUACUUGAUUGUAUGUACAGUUAAACUUUAUUUUAGCUUGAUAGAGCAAAGCAUUGUUUAUUGAUUUGAUAUUUGUGCUAUUGUAAGUGCAAAUAUGAAGCUGAUUUUUGUGACGAGUUUUGUCAAACGAAACUCACUAGUCAUAUAAUGUAAGCUUAUUUCAUAAUAUACGUUUAUAUUUAAGAUAACCCCAUUCGGGAGAAUUGAGUAGUUUUUUUUUUUUAUUCAAACAACAGCUGUAACUUCAAAAUGUUAACCAGGCAUAAACACUACUAGCAGACAUUACCACCCGUCUUACAAGAAACAGAUUUUACAUGUACAAAGUGGUUCUGUCUCAUAUGGUAGUUCAUAUGGGGCAGAACUAAAAUGAACUUAAAGAUUAUGACUGAGUGACUUUGUUCAGUUCAUUUGUCAUAUUUUACAUUAAUUGUAGCUUCUUCAAGUAAGUAGUAAAAAAAUAAAUAUUGAAUAUUUUCUAAAUGUUUUAAUAUUCUAAAGAGAAUAAACAGAGCUGAACAAGUCACAUUGUAGUGAAUUCUACAAAUAUACAUCUCUACAAAUAGCAAACCAAAUACCAUCAAAGUUUAACUGUAGUCAAUGUAAGACAUAUUUAUACUACAACUAUGCUAAUUCAAAGCUUUGCCCAGAACAGCUACAAUACUAUUCCAAUGAACUGACACAACAAAUAUUGGGGGAAACAUGUAAAUAAAUAACAAAUCCCACAAUAAUUGACAGAGAGGCACCAAACACAUGAUAUAGCAUGCAAUGCAUCAUAACGCAGUAGACAGACUGUUAUUUUCAAAUAAAUAAUAUAACUUUUAUAGUAAUAGAAAAAUAUUUAAACUGUAAAAAAAUAUUAUAUAUAGUAUUUUUGUUAUUUUGUGCUAGUUAUUAUUUUUUAUAAUUGUUCAUAGUUUAGGUUACAAUUUGUUACUAUUAAUUUUUUAAUCUUUGAUUGUUAGUCUAACAUAGCUGUCACUUGUAAGAUAAUAACGAAUUUAUUGUUAAAUACACUUAUGCCAUUAAUGUCACGAUAAUGAAUUAUCUCAUCUUUAUAAACUGUUAAUCACGCAUCUAAUCGUUAUGUGAACAUGUUUUUACAAUGGCCGUGCAUUGAAUGUGGGUGGCUUAAUAAUGUAUAGUUUUAAGAGUUUUAAAAAUGUAUGAAAUUGUAUAAAUGACCACUGAGGGGGGUAUGGAUUGCGCUAACCUAACUUGUAGCUUUCCAAGCGGGCUCCAGCCAUUUUAUAAUCUGCCACUCAAUUAAUGUCUUGUCCAGUUUAUUUUAUUGCUCAUUGUUUCAAUAUUACUGUAAUGAAAUAAAAGGUAGCAUUAUUUUUCGAAAUGUUUAAUAAGACUAUUUUGCUUUGAUUUGAUCUUGUACUGUAAUCAUUGUUUGUAAUUCUGAAAAGAGCAUUAAAUAAAAACAGAUCAUUAUUAAA